Molecule: messenger RNA, 1183 nt
Organism: Oreochromis aureus
Lineage: Eukaryota; Metazoa; Chordata; Actinopteri; Cichliformes; Cichlidae
Product: H-2 class II histocompatibility antigen, E-S beta chain-like
Exons: 6
Coding region: 106-855 (249 amino acids)
Biological process (GO): immune response; positive regulation of T cell activation; immunoglobulin production involved in immunoglobulin-mediated immune response
Cellular component (GO): MHC class II protein complex; membrane
Molecular function (GO): MHC class II protein complex binding
Source: RefSeq, a predicted model, not a curated record
GAGUUCUUCCUGGUAACAGCUGACGCUGUGGUCAUGUGACCUGUCCUCUGUUUUUAGAGCAGCUCUCAGUCAGACUGAGUCAGUUUGUCAGGAGAACUCAGGAACAUGGCUUCAUCCUUCCUCUGCCUCAGCCUCCUCUUCAUCAGCCUCAGCACAGCAGGUGGAUUCAUGAUGUAUUCGGUGGAUCGCUGUAACUUUAACUCCUCUGAGCCGCAGGACAUCGAGUACAUCAGGUCUUACUAUUUCAGGAAGGUUGAGUUCACCCGGUUUGACAGCAGUGUGGGGAAGUAUGUUGGAUACACUGAGUACGGAGUGAGGAACGCAGAGGAAUGGAACAAAGAUCAGGGAAACCUGGCUGCAAUGAGAGCUCAGAAGGAGACGUACUGCGUAAACAACAUUGGUAUUGACUACAGCAGCGCUCUGACUAAAUCAGCUAAACCCUACGUCAGACUUCACUCCACGGUAACUGCUUCCAGUCACCAUCCCGCCAUGUUGGUGUGCAGCGUCUAUGACUUCUACCCCAGUAAGAUCAAAGUGAGCUGGCACAGAAACGGAGAAGAAGUCACCUCUGAUGUCACUUCCACUGAGGAGAUGGCAGAUGGUGAUUGGUACUACCAGACCCACUCACACCUGGAGUACACACCCAGGUCUGGGGAGAAGAUCUCCUGUAAGGUGGAGCACGCCAGCCUGGAGAAACCUCUGAUCACUGACUGGGACCCAUCCAUGCCUGAGUCGGAGAGGAACAAGCUCGCCAUCGGAGCCUCAGGACUGAUCCUGGGUCUGAUCUUAUCUCUGGCUGGAUUCAUCUACUACAAGAGGAAGGCCCGAGGUCGUAUCCUGGUUCCCACAAACUGAGCCUGGAUCCUGGUUCUGUCUGAUGUUAUAAAAGCUGCUGCUUCCUGUGUUCAGACUGAUGAUGAUGAUGAUGACCUCUGUCCGGACUCUGAUCCAGGGCCAUCUCAGUGUUGUUGAUUGUUGUGGUUUCACUGGGAUGGUCCUGGAUCAGGUCUAAUGUAGACUCUGCUGUUUGAUGCUUUAUGUGCACCUCUGUUGUUUAAUCCAUGUAAUGUAACCCCUGUAAUCCACGUCUCUGAAUGAUUUGGGUGUUUCUGCUCAUCUGAUUACCAUAGAUCCACAUUUUUACUGGAGGUCAUUGUUCCAAAAUAAAUGACUCAAACUCUCA